ACAUUUUCUCAUUUUUUGGCAGAUCAGUGGAGCCUGUGUGGAAGCAUGGCGUCGGGUCACAUUAGUAGACUGGGUUGUUUUAUUAAACGUAUCUGCAUAAGCAGAAAUGUAAGACAUUUUAGAGCUGGACCUGUUUUGACAUCUCAUAACAAGUCAACUGUUAGUGAUCCAUCCUUCGACAACAACAGUAAUGUGGAGAUUGGAGUGACGUCUGAUGGCAAAACAAUAGUAUGUUUUCACCCUUCCGUAGACGUCCCUUACGAGCACACACAGCCGAUAACCAGACCUCAUGUCCUCAGCAAUGAGGCAGAAACACACGAGCAGGUGCUUAAAGCCAGACUGAACAAAGAAGUCCUUCAUGACAAAAAGGCUCCAACUAUAGAGGAACUUAGCAAGAUGUUCUACACCACCAAACACCGCUGGUAUCCAGUGGGACAGUAUCACAUGAGACGCAGAAACCGCAAUCCACCCAAUGACAGAUAAUUCUGGACUGUUCUUCAUUCUUAUUUGAUGUCUGUUUUUUUACUUGCAUUAUUACACAUUAAAUAAAACUCCCCAACCAGC
This is a messenger RNA of Paramisgurnus dabryanus, 564 nucleotides long. RefSeq names its product mitochondrial ribosomal protein L42 (gene mrpl42). Lineage: Eukaryota; Metazoa; Chordata; Actinopteri; Cypriniformes; Cobitidae. The record is from RefSeq and is a predicted model, not a curated record. Gene Ontology annotation, cellular component: mitochondrial large ribosomal subunit.